GACCGCGGGGCCCGCGGCUCCCGCUGCCCCGGUGCGGCUUUUUCCCGGAGGGAGCUCGGUUUAUUCCCGGAGGGUGCCCCUCACGCCCCUUCCCCACGCGAUUGAAAGGAGGCUGCGUCGCAGUUAGCGGCACCGCGACCUCCCGGGCCGCCCCGGCUGCUUCUUGCUCUUCCCCUUCCUUUUUCCACCGCGGACGGGGGUGACGCUUCUUCCUGGCAGGCAGCGGGAGGCUGUUUCUCCUUCUCAGCCCGUUCCAGCCGCGAGCUGGUAGUUCUGCAGUUCCUGGGUGCUCGGUACACCUGGGGAGAACCAUGAGGGGUAAUUCCCCUCAAACCCUGCUCGAGAUGCUGCACCGAGGGGUUCUGUCACGUGCUGUUAAAAGAUCAUAAUCUGACAACUCGCCAGCCUUUCCACCAGCUCCUGCAGAAGAAACCAUCUCUUCCAUCUGCAGCAUGGCAUCGUGCAGCGAGAGGCAUGUUUAUUCAAACCCAGGACACACCAAAUCCAAACAGCUUGAAGUUUAUUCCAGGAAGGGAAGUGCUGGGGUCCAGGACUAUGGAGUUUUCCACGCCAGCUGCAGCCUAUUGCUCACCUUUAGCAAGGAGAGCGAAGACCUGGAUUGGAACUUACUGAAACCAGAUAUUUAUGCAACCAUAAUGGAUUUCUUUGCCUCUGGCUUGCCUGUAGUGACUGAUGAGGCACCCAGGACAGACACAGCUGCUUCAGAAGAAGAUGAUGAAGUUGUACUGAUGAUUAAGGAGCUGCUGGAUACAAGAAUCAGGCCCACGGUGCAGGAGGAUGGCGGUGAUGUCAUUUACAAGGGCUUUGAGGAUGGCAUUGUGCAGCUGAAGCUGCAGGGCUCCUGCACCAGCUGCCCCAGCUCCCUCAUCACCCUCAAGAGUGGGAUACAGAACAUGCUCCAGUUCUACAUCCCUGAGGUGGAAGGCGUUGAGCAGGUUGUUGACGACGAUGAUGACGCGGAGAAAGAAGCAAAUUCAACUUGAGCUUCGUCAUCUGUGGCCAAAUAAACAUUCACCUCCUGCUGUAUGUAAACCACCUUUGUGCUGAGGAACAACCAAGGCUGCCUUGUCAGAAAAACAGUUGUAGCUACUGUGAGAAUGCACCAUCAGUUCAAGCAGUUCACCCUCUAAUUUAUUAAAUGCCCUGGAUUACAAAAAGGUUCUUCUGCUAUGUCUUUAGAAAGGAAUGGUGGGCUCAGAAAACAGUGAUGUGUUUGUUGUUUUUUCAUACAGAUCUUCAAUACUGGAAGAAAGAGAAGGCAAAGUUCCUUGGCUUUUUUGUGCAAUAGCAAUAUUAAAUGUUUAUUCCCCCAACCUGUGGGACUGACAGGACUGGCUGCCCUUGCUCUGUAAGUGGGAGCUUCAGGAAUGUUAAUUUUAUCAAGUCUUGCUAAAAAGCUGCUGAUUCCUAGCAAACUUUUGUGAAAGAUAACCUAUAAUAUCAACUGUUCAUUUUGGGGGCUGUAACACUGCCAUGGCUUUGUGGAAAGUUACCUCCUUGCUCAUUACCACUCUGCAAACCAUAGCAACAGAAACAAAAAAGGUUUGUUACAAAAAUCAUGCCUUCUAAAGCAAAUGUUAGAAAAGAACGAUCCUUAUCAGCUUCAGCAAGUAGACUGAUGAGUUCAUCUAGCAGUAAAAUCGUCCAGCCACCAUGCAGCAGCUGAUUUCUCAGCACUGGGAGGAAGGAGGGCCUGUGUUUGUGCUGCUCCUCCACAUCCUGUUUGCCUGGUACGUGGCAGAGCAGGGCUCCUGCAGUCCUGCACACAUGGCAGGGGCUGUUUGCUGUUCUGAGUUGGAGCACAUCAAUGGGGCUUUGCAGGAGCUCUGUUUACUUUGUGUGUGGGGAAUGGUUUCUUCCUGGUGCCGGCUUUGUCACCAGGAAUUCUGUUCCUUCCUGGUGCUGCCACCACGGAGCUGAGGUCGUGCUCCUCGUUGGCUUGAGAGCCUCUGGUGUGUUCCCCUCUCUCACCCCUCCCCAGUGUAAUUAUUCCACUGAUAAGGUCCCUAACCAGGCUCAGUUCAGCCGGUGGAGAAUCCCCUCUGCAGCACCACGUCAGCAUGUGGUAACUGUCAACUACCUAUUACUUGGUAGAAAUUUAAAAAUAAAUGUUUUAGCUAAAUAAGCUAAAUAUUUACUCAGA
Messenger RNA from Agelaius phoeniceus (red-winged blackbird), 2164 nucleotides. The record is from RefSeq and is a predicted model, not a curated record. Lineage: Eukaryota; Metazoa; Chordata; Aves; Passeriformes; Icteridae.